Messenger RNA from Dipodomys spectabilis (banner-tailed kangaroo rat), 1020 nucleotides. It is a transcript of the gene Esd, whose product is annotated as esterase D. The record is from RefSeq and is a predicted model, not a curated record. The coding region runs from base 113 to 961 and encodes 282 amino acids. Gene Ontology annotation, biological process: formaldehyde catabolic process. Gene Ontology annotation, cellular component: cytosol. The transcript has 9 exons. Lineage: Eukaryota; Metazoa; Chordata; Mammalia; Rodentia; Heteromyidae. Gene Ontology annotation, molecular function: S-formylglutathione hydrolase activity.
AGGGUUGGAGAGAGGGCGGGCCCAGGUCCUGUCCUUGGCGCCAUGUUGAAGCCCCGCCCUUCCCUUCAGGCCGCUUUCCGUGUCUCGCCAGCACCACAAGCCGAGGAGAAGAAUGGCAUUAAAACAGAUUUCCAGCAACAAGUGCUUUGGAGGAUUGCAGAAAGUGUUUGAACAUGACAGUGUUGAGCUGAACUGCAAAAUGAAAUUUGCUAUCUACCUACCACCAAAGGCAGAAACUGACAAGUGCCCUGCACUCUAUUGGCUGUCUGGUUUAACUUGCACAGAACAAAAUUUUAUAUCAAAGUCUGGUUAUCAUCAGGCUGCUUCAGAACAUGGCCUUGUUGUUAUUGCUCCAGAUACCAGCCCUCGUGGCUGCAGUAUUCAAGGAGAAGAUGAGAGCUGGGACUUCGGCACCGGUGCUGGGUUUUAUGUGAAUGCCACUGAAGACCCUUGGAAAACUAAUUAUAGAAUGUACUCUUAUGUAACAGAGGAGCUUCCUCAACUCAUAAAUUCACAUUUUCCAGUGGACCCCCAAAGGAUGUCUAUUUUUGGCCACUCCAUGGGAGGCCAUGGAGCUCUGAUUUGUGCUUUGAAAAAUCCUGGAAAAUACAAAUCUGUUUCAGCAUUUGCUCCAAUUUGCAACCCAGUGCUCUGUCCUUGGGGCAAAAAAGCCUUUAGUGGAUAUUUGGGAACAGAUCAAAGUAAAUGGAAGGCUUAUGAUGCAACACAUCUUGUGAAGAACUACCCAGAUUCUAAGCUAGACAUACUAAUUGAUCAAGGAAAAGAUGAUCAGUUUCUUUCAGAUGGACAGCUGCUUCCUGAUAACUUCAUAGCUGCUUGUACAGAAAAGAAAGUCCCUGUUGUUUUUAGAUUACAAGAGGGUUAUGAUCAUAGCUACUACUUCAUUGCAACUUUUAUUACUGACCACAUCAGACAUCAUGCAAAGUACCUGAAUGCGUGAAAAACUUCACACAGGAGACUCUCUUCGGGAUUAAAGUUGUAACAAAUAGAACUGCUAAG